Emericellopsis cladophorae is the source of this 1650-nucleotide messenger RNA. RefSeq lists its product as uncharacterized. Gene Ontology annotation, biological process: carbohydrate transport; transmembrane transport. The transcript has 6 exons. NCBI's taxonomy places the organism in Eukaryota, Fungi, Ascomycota, Sordariomycetes, Hypocreales, Bionectriaceae. Gene Ontology annotation, cellular component: membrane. Gene Ontology annotation, molecular function: carbohydrate:proton symporter activity. The coding region runs from base 1 to 1650 and encodes 549 amino acids. The record is from RefSeq and is a predicted model, not a curated record.
AUGACGGCCGAGCAAGUGAUCCCGACGGAGCGGGAGCUUCCAGGCCUUGACCUCAAGGGCGCCGAUAUCACCGACCUCGUCCGCCAGGCCGAAGAAAGCGAUGUCGCCGACAGAGCCUUGACUGUCAUGCAGGCCUUGAAGAAGUACAAGAAGGCUGUCUUCUGGGCCAUGCUGCUGUCCACAAGUCUGAUCAUGGAGGGCUACGAUGUGGUCAUUAUUACUUCCUUCUACGGCCAGACGCAGUUUCAAACCCGAUUUGGAGAUGUUGAUGCCGAGACGGGCGACCAUUACAUUACCGCCGCUUGGCAAUCCGGAUUGUCCAACUCGGCACUUGUUGGUCAGAUGACGGGUCUUGUGUUGAACGGCUUUCUUCAAGAUCGCUUCGGCUGCCGUCGCACCAUGAUGUUCUUUAUGGGCUGGAUGGCGCUGAUGAUUUUCAUCGUCUUUUUUGCGCCAACCCUGUCCGUCUUGGCCCUUGGCGAGUUCAUGUGCGGCAUUUCGUGGGGUGUCUUCCAGACCCUGUCCACCUCCUACGCCUCCGAGGUCGUCCCUACCAUUCUCAGGCCCUACGUCACCGCCUAUGUCUGCAUGUGCUGGGGGGCUGGUAUCCUCUUGUCCUCGGUCGUCGUUCGGCUCUGCGUCGACCUCGAGGGCGAUCUGGGCUGGCGCCUCCCCUUUGCGCUCCAGUGGGUUUGGCCCCUCCCCCUGCUGGCGGUCGGCUACUUUGCCCCAGAGUCGCCCUGGAAUGCCGUCCGCCGCAAGAAGCAUGACGUUGCCUUGGACAGCUUGAUCCGCCUUCAACAAGAUACCCCAGACAGGGAGGCAAAGGCCUCGGCUACCCUUGCGUACAUUCAGUACACCACGGAACUCGAGACCGCCGAGUCGGGCGAAGCGACGUACCUUGACUGUUUCCGGGGCACCAACCUGCGUCGCACGGAGAUUAACUGUGUAGUGUGGGCGGCCCAGAUUCUAUGCGGCAAUGCCAUCCUGGGUUACUCUGUGGUCUUCCUCCAGGCUGCCGGCUUCAACGAGGUCCAGGCCUUCAACCUGAACAUCUCCCUGUCGGCUUGCUAUAUUGCCGGUGGAAUGAUUUGCUGGCUUCUGUUCCCCCACUUUGGACGGGCCACCAUCUACAUGACCGGUCUGAGCUUCAUGUUCUGCUGCCUGGUCGUCAUCGGCGGUCUUGGCUUCACCGAGACGCGAGAGACGCAACUGGCGAUUGGGAUCCUUCUUGUCAUCUCGACCUUGUGCAACAUGAUCACGAUUGGCCCGGUGUGCUACCCCGUCGUGGCAGAAACACCGUCCGGAAGGCUGAGGUACAAGACCAUUGUCAUUGGAAGGUUUGUGUACAACCUGACGGGUUUGUUCUCCAACUCGGUCACCCCGCGCAUGAUCUCGGCUACCGCUUGGAACUGGGGCGCCAGAACGGCCCUGUUCUACGCCGGCACCAACCUCCUCUGCAAUAUUUGGUGCUGGUUCCGCCUGCCCGAGACCAAAGACCGCACAUUCGGCGAGAUUGACCUGCUCUUUGACAACCGCGUUCCGGCCAGAAAGUUCAGGGCAACAGCCGUGGACCAGUUUGCCCGGCACAGGGGCGAGGAGGCCCCGGCAGCGGAAAAGGAAGCGGCGUCGCAUAUCGACCAAGUUUAA